AUGUCAUUUCAUCAGCAGUAUACACUGACACCAAUUCCUGAUAAGCAACAACUUGUUAAUCAAUAUGUUGGUAAGUCAAUUAAUGAUUUACCAACACCCGCACUUAUAAUCAACAAACUGAAAUAUGUAUCAAAUUGUCAACGUAUGGCAGAUAAUGCAACUUCAUUAGGUGCCAAGUUUCGUGCUCAUGUUAAAACACAUAAAACAUUGGAAGGAACUAAAAUACAAGUCAAUGGUUAUACAGAUCGUAUUGUUGUAUCUACUAUGAUGGAAGCUUGGAACAUUGGAGAAUAUAAUCGUAUUAAAGAUGUUCAUUUCAGUUUACCAGUGGUUAAGUCAAGUAUUCCUCAAUAUGCAGAGUUUGCUAACCAUGUAGAAAGGUUUUCCAUUAUGGUAGAUAAUGUGGAUCAAAUAGAUGCAUUGGUUUCAUUUAGAAAGAAGAACCAGGGUAUUAAAAGGUGGUCAGUAUUCGUCAAAGUCGACCAAGGGUAUCAUAGAGCAGGAUUAGAAGUCCAUCACCAAGCAAUGGAUCAAUUAUUAAAGAAAUUGUUACAAGAUGAAGAAACCAAACUGCAGGUUGAAUUAUUUGGUUUCUAUUGUCAUGCAGGAAACUCAUACUCGGUAGGUGACGAGUUAUCUGCUAAAAAUUUACUAGUUGAAGAAAUCCAAAAUGUCAAUAAUGCUGCGAAAAUUGCUAAAAAAUUGGAUCCAGAGAUUUCAUUAGUUCUUUCAGUAGGUGCUACCCCAACAGCUCAUGCAUCCGAGAUGUUAACUACAGAUGAGUUGACUCGUGUAUUGGGUGGAGAAUCACUUGUAGGAGAAUUAGAGUUACAUGCUGGUAAUUAUCCAUGUUGUGACUUACAACAAAUGGCAACAGGUUGUGUUGAUGAGAAAAAUGUAUCAUUAUCAGUAUUGGCUGAAAUUGUAUCCACUUAUCCAGAUAGGGGAGAUGAAAAGCCUGGUGAACAACUUAUCAAUGCUGGUGUUCUUUCAUUAGCAAGAGAAUCAAGUAAGAUACCAGGUUUUGGAAAAGUUGUGAAACCAAAUGGAUAUGGCGAUUGGAUUGUUGGGAAACUUAGUCAAGAACAUGGAAUAUUGAAACCAAGUGGAGAAGAUCCAAAUAAAUCAUGUAGAUUCUUCCCAUAUGGAACAAAAAUAAGAAUUAUUCCACAACAUGCAUGUAUUUCUGCUGCUUGUUUCCCAUAUUAUUUUGUUGUUGGGGAAGAUGAUGAAACAAUUGAGGAUGUUUGGGUUCCAUUUAAACACUGGUGA
Molecule: messenger RNA, 1272 nt
Organism: Candida tropicalis MYA-3404
Lineage: Eukaryota; Fungi; Ascomycota; Pichiomycetes; Serinales; Debaryomycetaceae
Exons: 1
Coding region: 1-1272 (423 amino acids)
Biological process (GO): D-serine catabolic process
Molecular function (GO): D-serine ammonia-lyase activity
Source: RefSeq, a predicted model, not a curated record